Nipponia nippon (crested ibis) is the source of this 552-nucleotide messenger RNA. The record is from RefSeq and is a predicted model, not a curated record. Lineage: Eukaryota; Metazoa; Chordata; Aves; Pelecaniformes; Threskiornithidae.
CGGGAGCACCAGCGCGUGACCCAGUUGUGCCAGCAAGCCGAGGCCAAGGUCCAAGCCCUCCAGAAGUCCCUCAAGCGCGUCAUCGUUAAGAGCAAGCCUUAUUUCGAGCUUAAAGCCCAGUUCAACCAGAUCCUCGAGGAGCACAAGGCCAAGGUGACGGCGCUGGAGCGGUUGGUGUCACAAGCCAAAACGCGUUAUUCGGUGGCCCUGCGUAACCUGGAGCAGAUCAGCGAACAGAUCCACGCUCGCCGUCUCCAACGCCUCAUUGUCCGUCGAGCUUCGCCGGUGGGGGCCGAAGCCAGUCCCCAACACGCCGGUACCGAGGUGGGGGUGACAGGAGGGACACAUUUGGGGGCCGAGUGCCCCCCAGCCGACACGCUUUCGGUGCUCAGCCUUCAAACCAUCGCCUCCGACCUGCAGAAGUUCGACUCGGUCGAACAUUUAUUGGGUUUGUCGGACGCUACCAGCCUCAACAGCGACGAGCUGGAGGAACGGGAGCAACGCCGGGGUGGGCAGGGGCACUUCAAACAUCACCGAAGCAUCAGCCUUUAG